This is a messenger RNA of Cyprinus carpio (common carp), 2816 nucleotides long. RefSeq lists its product as uncharacterized. Lineage: Eukaryota; Metazoa; Chordata; Actinopteri; Cypriniformes; Cyprinidae. The record is from RefSeq and is a predicted model, not a curated record. Gene Ontology annotation, cellular component: cell surface.
UUUUGUGAAACAUGAGCACACGGAGCUCAUAUGACCUUUGAUCUUCACCGACGUGUGAAGAAUUAAGAGCUCAAUCACAGAAUUCAGUUUCAUAACUGCUUAAUGUUUGUAGCACGUACAUUUUCUCAGUUUACUGGCCAUUAGCAGGUGUGAGUUUUGUGUCUGUCUACAAGAUUCAAAGAGGAAACAGGAUUGUUUUGUUUUUUUCCUUUGUUGAGCUUCUCGACACACGGUCUGUUCCUGGCAUUCAUACUCCUUGACGUAACGCUUAACAAAAGACAUAAAUGCCUUAAAUCUCGCCAAGCCAGUUUGGUGUCCUCUUUUACAACAUUCUACUUUCACAUUGAUGCUAGGAAACAAGAUGUUCAGGAGUUCGGGACAUUCUCUAAUCUAUCCAAAAUAUCCAAGUUACUGACAAACCAGUGAUAAUAAGAGUGAAGGGAAAGCAUUCUGAAGGCCGACAGACAUCAGGAGCCUGAGCACGGCCGUGAUGAAGCUGGAUCUGAGCUGCAGUGUUUGGGUUCUGGCCGUUGGUUUGCUGCCGUUGGUCCGAAUCACUGCCGGAUCCAUUUUGGGCGCAGCUGUUAACAUUGAGCUGUUUGACCAGGACAGAUCGCAGCCGGUCAGGGCUCAUUACAGCGUGGUGUCCAAUUUGCCCUGUCCAGCUCUGAAUGAGCUGUGUAACGGAGGAGACUGCGUGGAUCAGCUCAGCUCCUCUCCUCUGACAGGGGCUUUACCGUCACCCGGCUGGUGUCUUCAUCAGUGGCAGAAGAACAUCCCUGAACACCACACAUCUGCUCUUCAGCUCAGAUCUGACAGAGCCGUGACACUGGAUUCACGAGCAGAUCUGUCUGUCAGAGCCGACACUAACCGUGUUAACCAGCCUCCAUUUGUGGCUCUUCCUCCUCCAGUCAGGUUACAAGCUGCUUGUCCUCAAGAAAUUCCGGUGAAUGUGAUGGAUUUGGAUGGAGAUGAGAUUCGCUGCCGUUAUAAGAAGACUGAACUUGGUGAAUUUCUGCAGCUUAAUGAAGAGACAUGUACACUGCUGUAUGAAGGUAGAGCUGGUUUGGGUCAGUAUUCAGUUCUGAUCAUGGUGGAGGAUUUUCCUUCAUCUGACAGAGAGGCCGAGCCGUUCUCCACUGUACCUCUGCAUCUCCUAAUAACAGUUGAAAGCGGAGCUGGCUGCUCAGUUGUGCCGGAGUUCACAGGCGUCAGUCCAGCAGGAGGCGCUGUAAUCCACGUACUGCCCUUUGAGGAGGUCCAUGUCAACAUUACAGUGGACUCAAGAGUACAGAGUGUGUCUGAAAUUGCUGUGACUGGUCCGCCGGGCCUCUUCAUAUCAUCAAUGGAAAUUGGCCAGAGCUUCUACAGCUCCGUCACGCUGUCCUGGGUCCGAGGUCCGAAUCAGUUCACCCAUCUGCUGUCUGUUUGUUUCGCUGCUAAUACUCCAAGCCUGCAGUCUAACAUCAGGUGCAUAUGGCUUCAGCAAACACAAACAGACCCUUUGCCGACUGGAACAGAGUUGAAAUGUAAGGAGCGCGAGCUUCAGAUGUCUCUAGUGCUGCCCAUUUCCUUCCUGGAGAACCUGCAUUUCUCUGCUCUCCAGCUGAAUGAUCCGACCUGUCCAGUGUUUUAUAACUCGACCCAUGUCACCGCCACCUUCUCUCUGACGGGCUGCGGAACCAAGAGGAUGCAUUUAGGAUCAGAAUUGCUGUACACCAACACUUUACGCAGCAUCAAUCCUAACUCCACUAUAAGCCGCGUGCCCACUCUCAUCCUGCCGCUUGCCUGCCGGAUUCCUGGUCAACAAGCUAAAGGUCCGGCUUUUAAAAUCUCCAUUCCUGAAGAAGUGAAGACGUUUGGUGCCGUGUCCUUCUGGCUGGAGUUCCAUCUUCCCGGAAAGGGUCCUAUGGCCAGCAAGACUCGUCUAUCAGAUUUGCGCAGUUCACCGCCAGUGCGUGCGGCUCGAGAGCUACGCGCUGCAGACCGGGUGGACAUGCUGGACCUGCAUGUGUUCUCCAACUGCUCUUUGGCUCGUGCUGAGCUCAUGGUGGGCCGCUGUGUGGAGUCAGAAACAGAAGACUUUACAAGCACAAGGCCUCUGCUGAACCAGGGCUGUGUAUCUGGAAAUGGAACCUUGGAGAUCCUGACAUCAACUUCAACAGUUCGGAUUUUCCGCUUAUAUCUCGGUUCUCUGGGAAUAAAGGGAGACACGAUGUAUGUUGAGUGUGUAGUGCACCUCUGUAUUACCACAAAACAAACUGACAGAUGUUCUGAUCCCUGUACGGGAACGCCGGACCCGACCAUAGUAGACAGCAUUCUGACCCGCAGCUACACUGUGCGAUCAGGGCCCGUUUCCCUCAUUAAAGUCACAGAAACCAGCACUACAGUGGCUAAACCGCAAUCUGCUACUCCAGUCGCUCAGCCUUCCACCAGCCAGGCCACAACAGCUUCUGCCUCUCGCCCUCUGGAUACAGGUGCAUUCUGGAUAGUUGCUGUGUCAUUGCUUGUGCCCAUGCGUCUCCCUUGAGCUGUUAUGACACAUUAGAGAACUUUGUAGAGCAGUUUAUUUGUGACUAAUCAAAAUGAUCUUUUCUUCUUAACCACCAUUAUGAUGUUUCUUUAUAUAUCCUUGAAUCACGUAAAAAGCACAUAUUGUAGGAAGACAUACUUCAUGCCUUUACAGUUAUUAACAAGUUUUAGGUAGCAUCAAGAAACAUCUACUCCUGCUCUUCUAAUCUUUUAUUUUUAAGCAACUAUAAUAAAUUGAUAAAAUUCAUAAUAAUAGGCUUUUUUCCCGUUUUUUUUUUUUUUUU